GUACGCUGAACGUUUUUUUUGUGAUGGGCAGAACCCAGACCGGAGCAAAGGCAACUCAGGAUGCCUUAUGCGAAGGAAGAUCCCUGUGUGGCCCUACCAGUCAAACGGGGAGAUGGGCUGGAGAUGUCCUUGCCGAGGCCAGUCAGAGAAGGAGAGUACAUCUCUUCCUGGUGGGGCAUGUCGAUAGAUGAAGGGGUCCUUAUCUGGAUCGAGUCUGGCCUUAGGGAUGAUCAGGACUGCGCGAUUGUGAGGGUGACGCUGUACGCCUCGCCGUCAUUCUGGGUCUUGCACGGGAUAGAGUUGGCACUUGGGCAUGAAAACCUACUCGCGAAACCCUUGAGAGUAGCUGAGGCAGCCGCCGCAAAGUGGGCAAGAGGCAAGGUUCAGGGAGGGGAAGAGCAGGUGGUGACCCAGGUAGGGGUCAAGCAUGCGAAAGAGUUUGCACUUCCCUCAGCCCCAUUACGAGUUACCCUGCCAGAGGUCUUAAUAGAAGAAAGCUUUGGGGGACAGGCAAGAGUGGAAGCCGCCGCAGAAACCGCUGUGAAGGCACGCAAAUGGGGAUACAUGCGAUACACGUGCAAAUUGAUAUAUGGCCUGUAUCUGCAUCAGAGGUUUUUGCCCGGUAGCCAAGGACUCAGGAGCGUGGCCAGGGUGGUUGAUGAGUAUGCAAGCUCCCAUGAUCCCGAUGGGGAGGUUGUAGACUGGAAUGAGGUUGCCAGGAGGUCUGUGAGAUGCGAGAGGAGGAGAGCGAUUUUGUUUUUGCAAUCCUCCAACUUGCCAUUCUCGGCCUCGGUCCACCAUGCCGCUGCCAUUGUGAGCAAGAUUCUGCAAGCGCUGCAUAAGCCAGGGAUCCGGCCAGCAGCUUUACCAUCGCUGCCACUCUCAGCGAUGACAGGCCUCUAUGCAGCUCAAUCAGGACCACCACCAAGUGUAUCAUCAAUAGUAGCUCUAUCUCAAACUGUAGCUUCUUCAUCUUCUGGUCCAGCGACUGUUGCUACACCACAGUCGCCACCUGUCUCACAACAGGGACAGCAAUAUCCUUGGUACCCCAAGAGCCCACUGAACCCACCUGCAACCUUCUCAGGAGACAAGAAGGAUGAGGCUUUCGACACAUGGUUGAGAACGGCGCCAGUGUGGGUGAGGGCGAAAAGGACAUUGGUAGAAGAGGAAGUGAUUACUGCUGCAUCCUACUUAGAGGGUUCAGCAGCCCGCUGGCUAAAUGGAUUGGUAGCUUCAAAGGGCUUCGGCAGGAACAUGCAUGAUUGGGCGCAGACCCACACAUUAGAAAGCUUUAUGGACUUAGUGGAGGCUCGUUGGCACAACCCUCAGCAGGCACAGAUUGCCACUAAUGGGCUCUUGAAACUUGAUACUAGAAAGUACAAGUCUGUGCGAGAACUCACCACAGUCAUAGAGCGCCCGAUCGUCGUCCCGGGAGUGGAGUACAAUCCACAGGUCUUGCUGACCAUGUUCCUAAGAUGUCUUCCCACAAACAUUAGGAAUCAAUUAGCCAGCGAGGCUCGCAGAGAGUAUCACACAUUUGAGUCAUUCAAAAAGAAGGCCCUAGACUUAGAGGCUACGAUGGGUGGAGCUCAAACCCCUUCUACGGAUGGGAGAAAGAAGAAGACUCCACAAGAGUGGAAGAAGAAGGGUAGUCGAUUGAUGAUGGUUGAUUUUGAUGGGAAUCAAGCCGAGAUCGAUGAUGUUUCCAAUCUUGUGGAGGGUUCAGAGUUUGACGGCGAGGAGAGUGCUGAGGGUAGCAACCUCGCCGCCGUAGUCAAGACUAAGGCAGCUGGCCGCGGCAAGGGCGGUCAACAAAGGAGUCAGGGGCAGGCCGCUAACCCAAACAAAAUAGCUGCUUGGGUUAGGGCAGGUCUGGAUCAAGAAGUGUGGUGGGACUGUUGGUCUCGUGGCGCUUGUAUUAACUGCGGUGACGUACCCUCCCCGUUUCAAGAGAUGGCCAAAGCUAUUGACUCCUUAGUCACCCCGCAGACGCAUCCGGACCCAACCAUACUCUGUACGUUGGAUGUGUUUGAGGCCUUAGAGGACCUUCAAGGUAAGUGGUCGGCAAGGGACCCUCGUGAGUCCUGGGUGGCACUGAGUAGAGGUCCUAGAGGGGAGCACUUCGUUGUGGAAGUUGAUGUGGGUGGUCACAAGGGCGGCGCCUUCGUAGACAUUGGCUCCACGCGAAACUUCAUAAGUCGCGACUGCGUUGACAGACUUUGCCUAAAGGACCGGGUGCAGCGCCUUAGUAGACCGGUAGCAUCUACUUUGGCCAACAAAGAGCGCAUGACGGUGGAGGACUACGUUAAAAAUGCAGUCUGCACCUUCUCCUACCCAGGAGGAGAGAUAAACCACAAAAUAUCAUUCCUGGUGAGUGACGAGUUGCCCUUUGAUAUGUUAUUGGGCAUGUACUACCUCGAGGUUGCCAAGCCCCAGUUUGACUGGGACAAGAAGGCUUUGAAGCAUGAGUUGCCUAGUGGGAGAACCGUGAGACAGGCUUAGAUCUUCCAUGACUACUUAGACAAGUUUGUUGUCGUGUACCUCGACGACAUACUUAUCUUUAGUAGAUCUGUCGAGGAGCAUGCUCAGCAUGUAGACAAAGUACUUUCACUCCUUUGGCAGCACAAGUAUAAGAUAAACUCUGAGAAAUGCGAGUUUGGUCGCACUCGAAUCUUGUACUUGGGUCAUGAGGUAUCCGUGGAUGGGAUUAGGCCCGAAGAUGCGAAGGUGGCUAGCAUUCGUGAUAGGCCACGACCCCAGUCUGUGACUGAGGUCAGAUCAUUCUUGGGAACGUGUGGUUACUACCGCAAUUUCGUAAAGAAUUAUAGCACAAUUACAUCUCCCUUGACUGAUCCAACUCGACUCGAUACACCGUGGGACUGGACCGACGAGUGUGAGGCAGCUUUCAAGCGUUUGAAGCAUGCUCUCACACAUCAUGAGGUUCUCAUGGUACCUGACCCGCAAAGGCCAUUCGUUGUAACCACUGACGCAAGCCAAUAUGGGAUUGGCGCAGUGCUGGCUCAGCAGGAAGGGAAGAAGUUGAGACCGAUCGAGUACAUGAGCAAAAAGAUGCCUUCAAAGAAGUUGGCAAAGUCCACCUACGAGAGGGAACUCUACGCUCUUUACAAGGCACUUGUCCACUGGAGGCAUUACCUGCUAGGAAGGUUCUUCUACUUGAGAACUGACCAUCAGACACUCAAGUGGAUCAAGACUCAACCAGUUCUCUCCGAUGCACUCAAACGCUGGAUUGAAGUCAUAGAUCAAUAUGAUUUCAAACUAUACUAUUUGAAGGGAGAAUACAACAAGGUUGCAGAUGCGUUGUCUAGGAGGGCAGAUUACCUAGGUGCGCUGAUUUCGGAGUUUGGUUUGUUUGAGGACGUGACUCGAUCGUUGGAUGAAGCCUACAAGGAAGAUCCCAUCAUGAUGGACAUCAUCAACAAACUACAGGCUAAAGAUAAGGCCACCACUGAUGAGUUUGUGAUGGUGGAUGGGUUGCUCUUUCUUGAGAAGGCAGGGUUCAAGAGGUUGGUUGUUCCAUCUAGAGAAACUUUGCGUAGUUUAUUUUUAGGUGAGUGCCACGACGCAAUGGGACACUUCGGCUAUAAGAAGACGAGUGCUAAUUUAAUACAGCGAUUCUGGUGGCCCAACAUGCUUGACGAUGUGAAGUACGUGGAGACCUGUCAUGUCUGUUAGCGGGACAAGCCGCGGACUCAA
This is a messenger RNA of Chara braunii, 3714 nucleotides long. The record is from the annotation of a GenBank genome assembly. NCBI's taxonomy places the organism in Eukaryota, Viridiplantae, Streptophyta, Charophyceae, Charales, Characeae.